Molecule: messenger RNA, 1350 nt
Organism: Rotaria sordida
Lineage: Eukaryota; Metazoa; Rotifera; Eurotatoria; Philodinida; Philodinidae
Source: the annotation of a GenBank genome assembly
AUGCGACAAUUUGUUAUGUUGUUUGAUGCCACAUAUGCUCUAAAAUUUUCAUCGAUUGGACGACAAAUAAUUGUUGUCGCACCGGAUCAACAACAAGGUUCAAGCAACAGUUCAUGUUCAAUUCAACAGAAUGAAAUUAAACAAAAUAAGCAACGUCAGCGUUAUAUGUUAAAUUUUAAUCAUGUUGCAACAGCUGUUAUUCUAUUUCCUAGUGUUUGCUUUACAAUGAAACAAUUACAUAGAUCGACAGUAAUUCAUAAUAAUUCUAGUGGUGGUCUUUCGAAAGAAGUUUUGCAACAAUUAGUAGCAUCCGAUGUUUUAAUUUUAUGUGCACGUGGAAUUAAACAUUCCUCACGAUCAACAUCUGUUUAUAUAAAAAGAAUUCCAUUUGAAAAUGAUAAUGAUGCUGAACAAAACUUGUUAGUUUUGUCAGAAUAUAGUUUUGAUAAUAAAGCUAUUACAAUGGAAAUGUAUCGUAAGUCUUGUGAACUGAUCUCAUUGGAAGCCAUCGGCAUUGUACAGAAAGAUGUUUACGAUUUACUGCGUCGGCCAGAAUAUGGCAAUCGUGACUUAUUGGUUUUAACUUUGUUACCAAAGACCGUUGCUUCAAAAAGUACUGGCUCAGUUUUUUCUCUUUCUGAAAAUGAUGGUGAAUCUAUUUGUAUGGAUAUUGAUAUUGAUCGAAAUCUAUUCGAUGAUUAUCAACAAGAGAUCGGUGGUACGAUGAUGACACAUUCAACUCAACAAUUGACUCAUGAAAAUAAUGUGCAACAAAAAGACCGUCAAUUUAGUUCUUCGGUUCUUCGUGUUGAUUCAGCAUCAACUACUGAAGAUAUAUCACACAAAAAUACUGAAAAGGCACAAUUAUCUGACGAAGAAAGUUUGACUGACAUUUUCAAUCACAGCGACAUUAUAGAAAAAGAUACAGAAGAAGAACAAGCAUCUGUUAAAGUCCCACACAAUAUUAAUCGAUUAGAUGAAUAUACAUCUCGUAUUUCUUCAGAACGUCGUAAUGAUGAUUUUAAUGAUGGAUUUGUCAGUCCGACUGCCUGGCAAACACAGUCUCGAGUCAAAGAGUUGACUGAAACAGAAAAAUAUCGAAACAGUGUCGUUUUAAAUAAAUUGGGCUCAACAGAUGCACGCUUAUCAGAAAUAGUAACAGAAGAUCAAGAAAAUGCUUCUAUAACUAAUUUUUCUCCAAUUCCACCGGCUCGACGAACACGAGCUCAAUUGAAGCGUAAGGCUAAAGAUCUUUCUGGUAAAUCGAAGAAGAUCGGAAUCUCACGAAAAACAAGUUCUACAAAUCGUUCAAAUGCAAGUGAUAUCUCAAGAAAAUAUGCGCAUUGGUGA